This is a messenger RNA of Medicago truncatula (barrel medic), 1381 nucleotides long. RefSeq names its product putative disease resistance protein RGA3. Bases 210 to 1037 code for a protein of 275 amino acids. Gene Ontology annotation, molecular function: ADP binding. NCBI's taxonomy places the organism in Eukaryota, Viridiplantae, Streptophyta, Magnoliopsida, Fabales, Fabaceae. The record is from RefSeq and is a predicted model, not a curated record. The transcript has a single exon.
UAGUGCCUAGUAUUAUUGCCUUGAAUUGGUCGUUCACUUGUUCUUGUCCCCCUAUUAAUAAAAUAAGUUGGUGUAAACUAGGCAAUCUUUGUUUAACUUUGAUGUAUGCAAUACAAGUACGAAGCUGAAAUUUAGCCACAAAUUACUACCACUACCAUAAACUCACAUCACAACCCCACUUCUUCUUUUUCUUGAUUAGCUUUGUUAUCAUGGCCGAAUCAUUUGUGUUUGAUAUUGCUGAUUCGCUGCUUGGAAAGCUUAGUUCUUAUGUUUGUGAAGAAGCUUCUCGAGCCUAUGGUGUGUAUGAAGAUCUCCAACGGAUCAAAGACACUUUGGCAAUUGUUAGAGGUCUUCUAUUGGAUGCUGAGCACAAGAAGGACCAGAGGCAUGGGCAGUGUGAAUGGCUGAGGCAGAUUCAAUACAUUUGCUCUGAUGCUGAAUAUGUACUGGAUGGAUUUGAAUUUCAAGACAAACGAAAGCAAGUUGUGGAAGCUUCAUGCAGCACUAGGAUGAAGGUACGCCAAUUUUUUUCUUCCUCUAGUCCACUUGCUUUCCGUUUUAAGAUGGCAUGUCGAAUCAAAGAGAUUAGGGAUAGAUUGAAUAAGGUGGCAGCUGAUGGGACUAGGUUUGGACUUGCAGCAAUUAGUGUUGAUUUAGGACUUGCUGUGCAGAAGAGAGAAAUGACUCAUUCCCACGUUGAUGCUUCAGAUGUGAUAGGAAGGGAGAAUGAGAGGAAUGAUAUUAUCAAGCUUUUGAUGCAGCCACAUCCUCAAGGUGAUGCUGAUGGUGAUAAAAGUUUGUGUGUUAUUCCCAUAGUGGGAAUUGGUGGCUUGGGGAAGACCACACUUGCAAAAUUGGUGUUCAACGAUAAGAGGGUUGAUGAUCUUUUCCAAUUGAAGAUGUGGGUGUGUAUCUCUGAUGAUUUUGAUAUUAGGCAAACCCAUUUUCAUGCCCAUAUUUAUGUGGUAAUUUGGAAAAUAAGAGGACAAGAAAGACAAAGGAAGACAAAAAUAAGAACAAGGUUCAUGCAUCUAUAGAUUGAUGCUACUUGCAAAGGUUUGACAGUUAGAUUAUGCUGCCAACUUCCAGCUUGUUUGGCUACCUACCUAAAUCACGGUCAGCCUUUGUUUAUAUUAUGGCAGACUAGCUAGUGUCAAUACUCCACCAAUUCUCAAUCUCACGCUCAUACCUGAAAAUGAAAAACAUGUAUCUCAAAAAAAUAUUCUAUUGUACUAUUUGAUUUGAAACACGUAGGCGUCCACAUUAUCCAUACCAUUUCUGAUUUUUUUUUAUAUAUUUGGAAAUGCUUCAAUGCAUUAAUAUUUUUUGUACUAUUUUGGCGAGGGCUUCAAAUUGCAACAUCAACUAAAAAAUAUCUAAC